GGAUAGGGAUUUCUUUCGAAAGAGGAUUGCGUGAUGAACGUGGCGAGAUGUCACGAAAUAUAUAGCAUAAGUAAGGCAGAUUGAAAGCCAGAAUAUUUGUCCAAACAUUCCAACAGAAUAAUGCAAAAAAGUACCUGGACUGGAGGGCAUACAUCAACUGUUAUUUCUGUAGACGUGAACAAAGAAGGUGUUGUAGCUUCAGGUGGUGAGGGAGAACUUACAGUCUGGUCAAAAGAUGGGUCAUCUCAUAACAAACUCCUCUGUCCUUUGCCAUCACUGACCCAGCCGAAUGAUUCGAAAGACAUCAACGGUAUCUGCUUUUGCGUGAAAAAUCCAGAACGUUUAUAUGCAUCAUGUGGGAACAAAGUGUUUGGUUAUGAUCUCAGAAACCCGUCAUCAGCUGUUUGUGAAUUUGAAUUCAACCCGGAUGAAAUUAACCAGGUAGCUAUUCACGACAAGGGAGGUUUUCUUGCCGCGUGCGAUGACAGCGGUGAUAUCAAAGUGAUUGACGUGCAAGCAGGAAGGUUGUUCAAGACACUGCAUAGUAGAAAUGAUAGCAUAUGUUCAACAGUUCAGUUUAGGCCAAACAGACCGUGGGAAAUAGCGUCUGGGACUAUGGAUUACAGAAUUGUCAGUUGGGACUUCUCAUCUGGGAGAGCACUUCAGGAACUUAAUGUCCAAGAGCUAGAUGAGGACAGUUAUGAAGGAGCCUAUUUUCUCAACCCACCUUUUGUUCACUCUAUUCAUAUGGCAGGAGAUGGUAGGAUGUUUGCAGCUGGACUAGGGAAUGGCAACAUCCAACUCUUCAGGUUUGAAGGCAAGAAAAAAUUUGUUCUCAAUGAGUGUCUAAAGAAGCAUUCUUCCAGCAUAACCCAGGUCCACUUUGCUAGAUUUCGUCCAAACAACUUACUGGUAUCAGGCGGAGAUGACAGUAGGAUUGUUGCUUGGAAUUUAUGCGGUAGUGCAGGCAGUGGUGCCUCAGGUCCAGAGCCCAAUCUUGCAGCAAAUGGGAGUGCUGUUAGCAUUGCCCAUGAAAUCAACCAUGGGUCCAAGAUAAAUUGGAUAACAUCUGGUUCACAGAGGGAAAGUAUAUUUGUGGCUGAUCUAACAUGUGACAUCUCGCUGUACCAUAUAUUAUGACAGCUGUUGACAUACAUGUAUUUGAGGUGGAUGAGUGCCAUGCUGGACCAUAACAAUUAAAAGAAACUAUUUAAUUAAAGGUGACACAAUUACCGGUAAACAAGUAGUUUUCAUCAUGGCUCCUUCAUUUAGGAUGCUCAAAUGGCAAGAAACAACCAAUAAAAUCAAACAUGACAUGAUUUAAACCAAAGUGGCAGGAGGCAAACCAGUUGGCUGGUUACAAGCACAGAACAGCAGUUGAACAAGGGACUACACAAAAACAAAUUCAUGGGGGGUGGACUGAGUGGGAUGUGAACCCUGGACCUUAUCUUGUAAUCAGACCUUCUAAGGCCAAGCGGUGAGAACGUUUCUGUUACAGUUACUCAGAAGGAUCUGAGUACUAGAUUACCCUGGACCUACACUUUCCCAUGCUAACACCACAAGGAAAGCACAAAGCUGUCAGACAGCCACUACUCAUCAUUCUAUUUGAUAAUACUCUCCCUCUUGUCUCCCAAUUAUUUAUUCUCCCAACUGACUGUCAUACAUUUCUUUAUAAAUUAGUCAAGAGAAUUCUAUUGUUAAUCAGGAUAAAACCCUCAAGCUGACAAGCUUUUCUGUCCUCAUAACCUGUUUGCAAGACAAUAUAUCAGAAGAGUCCUUUUUACAGUUGUGGGCUUGAUGACCAAGCCUUUGAACAAGAGUGAGGCUUCG
This is a messenger RNA of Stylophora pistillata, 1830 nucleotides long. RefSeq names its product WD repeat-containing protein 53. Gene Ontology annotation, molecular function: protein binding. NCBI's taxonomy places the organism in Eukaryota, Metazoa, Cnidaria, Anthozoa, Scleractinia, Pocilloporidae. The record is from RefSeq and is a predicted model, not a curated record.